CUUUAAGUCAUCUUUGCAACAUCUUCGAUUGAAGCAAAGUUUUAUUUUUGAAGACGUGACGCCACAACCGUUUAUACAAGCGCGUAUUACACAAAGUAGGCCUACGUUAACAAGUUUAAUUACGGCCGCGUAUUAAUCAACCAUCUUCGAGCAUACUCCAUAAAACAAUACUUUUUCUGUGUUAAUAUCAUUAUAUAUAACCCAAAAAGGCGAAAUAUCUCAAUUCGUACAACUAUUUCUUCUCUGGAGGCUAUAUUUUACGGCAUUGUAAGAGCACACGAGAGCACACGACGUUCGAGGCACGCGACACCGGAAACUGCUAUUCAUGGAGUUUGCGCAGUUUAAACUUCCUUGCACUUGGAGCACAUUAUGAAAGUCCUCUGUUGACUCCUUGAAUGCAAAAUUCUAAAAUGCGCGUUCUAAUAGGUGGUGGUACCGGCUUCAUAGGUAAACAUAUUGCCAGAAAGCUCGCAGACAAGGGGCAUGAAGUGACCCUGUUAUCAAGAUCAACUGGAAGGGGGAGAUUAACAUGGGAUGAACUGUACAAGAAGGGUCUCCCUGAUAACACUGGGGCAGUGGUGAAUGUGGCCGGAGAGAAUGCACUAAAUAUGUUCAGAAGGGGCGAAGCCUACAAGAAGGACAUCAUUACAAGCAGGGUUGAUACAACUAAAGCUUUGGCUGAAGCCAUCACUGCAAGUAAAAAUCCACCCAAAGUUUUUGUGAGCACUUCUGCUAUUGGUUACUACCCUCCUAGCAGCGUGGCAGACUAUACUGAGGACACCAAGGUGACAGGCAUUGACUUCCCGUCAAAGUUGUGCCAGGACUGGGAGGAAGCUGCAGUACUUCCUGAGGGCAAAGGUGUCCGGAGAGUGACCAUCAGACUUGGUGUGGUACUGGGGAAAGAUGGCGGCGCUAUCAAACAGAUGUGGUGGCAGUUCUACUUUGGAGCUGGCGGAAAAAUUGGAACUGGACGCCAGUUCUUUCCAUGGAUCCACAUAGAUGAUGCUUCUGGGUUGUUUGUUUACAGCAUCGAAAAUGACCACGUGUCAGGAAUUCUGAAUGCAGUGGCUCCCCAGAUCUGCACCAACGAGGAGUUUACCAAAGCAUUUGCUGGAGCUAUGAGAAGACCUGCUUUCAUGCCUUUCCCUGCUUUUGCAGCCAAUUUGAUUUUCCAGGAUAGAGCCACAAUGUUAUUGGAUGGACAGAAGGUUAUACCUAAAAGAACUCUGGAACUGGGAUACAAGUUUAAGUACAGUCACCUGGACGAUGCAUGUAAGGAAAUUGUUAGUUAGUGAACUUUGGGAGGAAGAAAAGUUUAUCUAGACUUUAAGAUAAACCCAAACUGGUUUCGGUCUUUAUGCUAUCACCAGUUAACCACAUUAAGUAAUUGAUUUUACUUAUAAAGAUUGUCCACGGCUGCCCUCUGUGCUGUCAUUUUUAUUUUAAAUUCUCUCAGAAGCCUGACAUAGCACCUUGGUUCAGUUAGGAUAAAACUGACGUGGCUUUGUUUUUAUAUACUCAAUCACGCACAUGUCAGCAUAAGCAUUUUUGUUAUACAUUUUUAUGGAAAAAGCAUUCAGUCGAUGCCUAAAUGAGAUUUUGACAUUACUAUUGAAUUUUUGUUUGUUGGUUACCUUGUCAUUUUUUUCAAAUAUUAGUAAUUUUGUGAAAAUUUCACUGGAGAUAAUUUUCUGUGCAUUUUUUUGUGGUUCAUGCUAACUAGCUGUAGAAUGUGAUUUUAUAUUUUUGUCAUGUAUUGCCAUUGCUUCAUGUAUAUGUGGUGUUAAGGAGAUAAAGAUUGAUGAAUGACAUUUAGGUGAACAAAUUAAUUUUCCAGUGUUGUCUACUGGAAUGGUAACUGAUAAUGAACAUGAGAAAUAAGGUCUUAACUUGGGUUGUUUGUAUGGUACCCAUUAGCUCUUUUUUUGCCAAAUACUAGUACCUACGUAUUAAUGAAAUAUGUACUUGGUUCAUGUGUUUGUACACUUUAUAAAGCAUGUAUUUAGAUCUGCAGUCAAAUGACUUGUGUGCAAUAAGAUCUGAAUGUUCCAAUCCAGCUGUAGUUCAGUCUAAACGCACCGUUGAGUGGACUAUAUUAAAAAAAAAAACCUGAUUGGACUGGUGAGUGUUUCUAACAUUACAAAAUACUGUUGACCAAUUUCAGUUUCAUUUGAAAAAUGUAAUUUUUUAUGUGUCAACUCAUAUUUUUCGCAGGCAUUCUGUGAUGCUGGGAUUUAUUAAUUUUAAUUACCUACACAAGAAAACUUACUUGGAAAAUUGGGUCAUUCAUAGUUAUAAAACAGUUUGUUCUCAUGGUUUGUUCGCAUUUCAUUCAAUAAAGCAUUCAAUGUUA
Lingula anatina is the source of this 2353-nucleotide messenger RNA. Its product is annotated as epimerase family protein SDR39U1. Lineage: Eukaryota; Metazoa; Brachiopoda; Lingulata; Lingulida; Lingulidae. The record is from RefSeq and is a predicted model, not a curated record.